UGGCUGCAGUUAUAUGCAGCAGCCUUCGCGUGGACCGACAGUGUUGUUGAUCAUGUGCGUGAGUGGAGACGAGCGUCCCUGCUUGUAGAACACAGUAUCACGGAUUCCACAUCCGGCCAUUAAUUGUUUCAUCGAUACUAAUUUCUCUGACGAGGACAUAUGUCACAAAGUUCAGGAUUGACGUUACGGUGCUAAUGUUUUCUGUGAGAAGCUAAUCAUUGAUGUCUGUUGUGAACUUUUCCAGCAUGUUCGUUGGAAGCGUCACAGCAGCUCUUGAGGACCUUGACGUUGUUUUUGUCGGGGUGUCUGGCAAGUUUGUAACUUGAUUAUCCUGAUUAUCAAGGAUUAUCCUUUCCUCAUCAGUGAUGCCGUGGACAUGUACGGCUUGUGACUGAUACUGCUUCAGCUUAAACAGCGUAAGGAUUACAAUUAUGGACGAGGAAUUAGACAUCGUUCGGGUGAGUGUGUCUGUCACUCUGUUGGUUUUCGUCAUCGUUGGAAAUGUGAGACUCUUGGUUUACUGUCAGCGGACUCUACCCAGCACCUUAACCCUCAAGAACGCUCUACCCGUGCUCUGCGUGUCUUCCUUUCUUGCAGGCGUCAGUGGACUGUCCGGAGUGCUUAUGUCAGCAUGGAAAGAUGGUCCACUACAAGGAACAUUUUCUUGUGAAGUGUUUGCCACGUUUGACCACGUAUUUGCUGGAGGAGCGAACUGGAUGUUGGCUAUCAUUGCUGUAGAGAGAUAUCUUUUCGUACGGGCACCUGCUGAGCAUUCAUCCACAUUCUCCGUCCGCAACCUGAAGAUCCUCGCAGCGGGCUUGUACAUCUUACAAAUCAUGAUGGCGGUGGGGCCCUUCUAUGGACUGGGUGAAUAUUCUGUGUUCCGGGGAAAGCUGUCACUAUUUGUAACGCUGAACGCCUCAUCAGUGCCAGCCGACGACGAAAAAUGCACGCUGGAGACGUUGAUGUCGACGUUGCGAGGGACGUACUUCAAGCUGAUGCCGAAACACGUUCCUGACCCUGUAUUCGUCUCGACUCACUACCUCUCGUCAGUCUUUCACGUGAUUGUCGCGCGAUCUCGCUGGGUUGAUGAUGGAAUGUUGUUUCUAAUGCGCAUGCCCAACACGACAGUAAUGGAUUCAUUCUGGGAGGAAUAUACAUCCGGGUCUGUGUGUGAGACGAUAAGUACGAUUGUGUACUCGAAACCUGUGGUCGAAAUCCUUGGUCCGCACAUCCCGGAAGUAGUUUGUGUGAUGAACCCUAGUGAUUAUUCCAUGUUGAGGAACAGUUAUCUCCCUUCACAAGAAAUGGGCGUGUGUGCCGGUGACUUCACUUCCGUCAACCAACACAGUGACAUAUGGAUGGCGUACAACGUCCUCCUUACUGCUCUCCUGCCUUGCGCAGUAGCCCUUCUUUGCGGCAGCGCCAUCUGUAUUCGCGAGUUCCGGUUAGGAGGCGCUGUGGACAAAGCUUCACUUCGUGAUGAUCUACACUUUUCUAAAGCGUUGACGCUUGUUUCGUGGCUAUCUUUUGGAACUCAUCUUGCGUUCAUUGUUAUCAAUAUUUUAUUUGCCAGAGGGACACACUUCUCCCCUACGACAUUGCUAGGUAUGACGUAUCUUGUUCAUAUUAACCGAUUGUCUCUGUAUAUCAUCUGGUGCAUGGUGGAUGGGACGCCCUUCAUUAUCAUCCGGAAAAUUGGAUGUAACAUUCUGCGCGUGUGCACAACGGCAAAUGGAGUAUUCAAAUCGGAGAGUAAUACAAGCAGAUCUUUUAAUUCUCAAGCAGCAACACCAGUGUCGGUGUGACCAAUCUUAUCUCUAAACACCACCCGUCCCCUCUACUUCCCCCUGUCCCAUCGAACCUCGGACUCCUCUCGCGCAAGAAUAGACACAUAAACAAAACACACACGCACACACGAACACACGCACCACACUCUUCCAAGUGAUGUGAUCUUGGCACUGGUGACGCAGUUCUCUAAGGCAACGCAACGUCGAGUUGCGUCCCUUUGACGAGCCAGAAACCUAUGCCUGUUUGCUCAAAUCACAUAUUCGCCCUGAUUGUUCGACUCGGCCUGUCAGCACCAGACACGGGCUGUCACCAAAAUGAAGUCCAAAACCUUCUGAACUUCUUUAACUACUGCCCCAAACUCCAAACCCCAAACCUUACCGCCUCGCAUUCCCUCAGUCUUUCCGUACCAUGAAUAUAAAACACAUUUAAUGAAGUCACACAUUGUACUCUCAAACAUACUGCAUAUUUACACACCUUGAUAUAACUGUGAUCAACUGUCAAGUUGACGGGCCCAAUGUUGCCUGUGGAUCGUCAAACGCCAUAGUCAAUGACGUUACCGGUGUUAAAACUAAUCACGAUGAAGAAGCAGUGUUGUGAACGCUGAUCGAAAGCUCUGUGAUGUUUGAUUCUUGCUCAACGCUCAGUCAUUGUGGGGAUUGUGACGCAGAUUGUGUUUAUUUUCAAUGCCAGGGCUGGACGAGAUUGUAAAGUAAUCAUGUAAAGUCCCUCAGAGUUAAUUACAGCCCUCUGAGAACGUGCGGUUGUCGAGUUGAUCGCAUGGUUUCGUUAAGAUAAGACAGACUACGUCUAAUGAAAUCAAUGCUACAGACAUAUUACGAUCGCAUACAUCUUUGCAACUUGUUUCAAAGCGAAGUUGCAAACAAUACAAGUUCAUGUGUUUUCUUCUUAAUGUAAUAAAAUAUAAUUUUUUGUUA
Haliotis rubra (blacklip abalone) is the source of this 2726-nucleotide messenger RNA. RefSeq lists its product as uncharacterized. Gene Ontology annotation, molecular function: G protein-coupled receptor activity. The coding region runs from base 432 to 1808 and encodes 458 amino acids. The record is from RefSeq and is a predicted model, not a curated record. The transcript has 5 exons. Gene Ontology annotation, biological process: G protein-coupled receptor signaling pathway. Gene Ontology annotation, cellular component: membrane. Lineage: Eukaryota; Metazoa; Mollusca; Gastropoda; Lepetellida; Haliotidae.